AUGACACAAGCCGCUCCAUUGCAUCAAAAUAAUGGCAUCCAUGAAACACAACUUACUUCUGAGAAUACCCUUCUGCAAAAGAUUCAACCUAGAGUCAAGUUCCUCACUUUCAAUACGUGGGGGUUGAAGUUUGUCUCGAAGCAUCGUAAGGAGAGACUAAGAGCCAUUGCAGAUAAACUUUCUGGGUCGAAAGUUGGGACCCCCAUUGAAGAAUUAAACGUUUUAAAUACUAACGAAAACGGCGAACAAGAUGAUGAGGAAUCUAUUGAUGAUUACGAUAUCGUCGCAUUGCAAGAAAUUUGGUGUAAAGAGGACUGGGAUUACAUUAAUCUACGUUGUAAAGAACGAUUUCCUUAUACCAGGAUAUUUUACUCCGGGAUAAUAACUGGUCCAGGCCUAGCCAUCUUAUCCAAGAUCCCUAUUGAAUCAACUUUCUUAUAUAGAUUCCCUAUCAAUGGUCGUCCUAGUGCAUUCUUUAGAGGUGACUGGUAUGUUGGUAAGUCUAUUGCAGUAACUCUCUUGAAACCUUUGACCAAAGAUACAUAUCCCAUUGCAAUUAUGAAUAGUCAUAUGCACGCCCCAUAUGCUAUGACAGGCGAUGCAGCUUAUGAAUGUCAUAGAUCAUGCCAAGCUUGGGAUUUUAGCAAACUGGCUAAUCUGUACAGAAAGGCCAAUUAUGCUGUUGUCAUUGUUGGUGAUUUGAAUUCAAGACCCGGUUCUUUACCACAUAAAUUUUUAACUGCAGAGACGGGUCUUGUGGAUUCCUGGUUACAACUUCAUGGAAAACAAGAUAUCGUUCAGAUCUCCAAGAUGAAUGCCGUAGACCAAUUGAAAAUCGGAUGUACGACAUGUGACUCCCAAUUGAACACUUGGAGAGCCCAAAGACAACCUGACGAAGCGAAAAGAUUGGAUUAUGCUUUAAUAGAUCCUACAAAAUUGAAUACCAUAAAUGCCGGUGCAAGAUUUACAGAAAGAUUAGAUAACAUUGGAAGUUUUUCGGAUCAUUUUGCUUACACUUGCACCUUAGAACUAUUACCUAGAAAAACUGGCGAAUCUGAAAACCUAGACGAGGAUGACACGCAACCAAGAAAGCUAUUAUUGGAAAGAUUCGCAUCCUAUGAAGAAAUGUUACGUUGUAUUAACAAAUACAUGAUAACUGCAAAGAAACAGAAAUUAUUCAGAGGUAUUCAUUUUAUCUUAUCCGUGUUAUGUAUAAUUGCUUGUCUUGUAGUUACAACAUUUACUUCCAAUAAAGCUGCUUGGUCCUCUAUAUUCUGGGUUCUAUUUGCAACCGUGGUCUCUGUUACUGGGCUGAUUGAUGGUAUGAUUUCCUUCUUCUUCGGGAGAAGUGAAAUUAGGGCAUUAUGGGAAGUAGAACAAGAAGUACAAGAUGCUGAACGUUACAUGCAGAUGGUUCUGGACAAACAGAAAUAG
Messenger RNA from Maudiozyma barnettii, 1434 nucleotides. It is a transcript of the gene ISC1, whose product is annotated as inositol phosphosphingolipid phospholipase. Lineage: Eukaryota; Fungi; Ascomycota; Saccharomycetes; Saccharomycetales; Saccharomycetaceae. Gene Ontology annotation, cellular component: cytoplasm. The record is from RefSeq and is a predicted model, not a curated record. The transcript has a single exon. Bases 1 to 1434 code for a protein of 477 amino acids. Gene Ontology annotation, molecular function: sphingomyelin phosphodiesterase activity.